Messenger RNA from Oryza sativa Japonica Group (Japanese rice), 1268 nucleotides. The record is from RefSeq and is a predicted model, not a curated record. NCBI's taxonomy places the organism in Eukaryota, Viridiplantae, Streptophyta, Magnoliopsida, Poales, Poaceae.
AAUCCUUUAAAAAUCUUUUAUUCCAAAAGAGCCCUUAUCAAGAGGAUUAUGUGACAUUUGCAUUGAUCCGACAUCCAUUGUUCACUAACCUGUCCACCGGACGACGGGGAACGGGGGAAGGCUGAUAGAGCUUAUUAGCUCCUCCGCCGCCGCCGCCACCGUACCUCGGACUGUCGGACACUAGGGUUUAUCACAGCAUUUUUAGCAUCUCAGGCGCGAAUCGAUGGAGACCAGAGCAUUGCUGGGACCCUCCGGCGUCCGACAGCACGACGGCGCGCGGCCAAUCCAUGGUCCGCUACGGCGGGAGCAGCGGCGAUGGGAGGGGAGGAGUCCGAGGAGCUGACGUCGGCGUACGCCAGCGAGACGCCAGCCACUCCAUGGUCAGCUACUCCGGGAGCAGCGGCGACGGGAGCAGAGGAGGGAAUGUGAUUCUACGCGGUCACCUUGAACCCGCGCUUCGUAAGUGAAUCCGUGAAGGUGUUGGAGACAGACUUGGAAUCGGAGAGGCGUGCGCGUAAUUCUUCGUUAGUGUUCGGAAUCGGAGAGUUCUCCAUCUCACAUAUUCCCCAACGAAGCCGCCGUAGCGCGCAUUUGUAAGAUCUGCAAGAAGCUCUCGCCGCCUUACCUAGGAGAGCAAGACAGGGAAUCUCUAGGCAAUCUCACAAGGAUUAGAUGGAGCUUCCCAAGCCCGUCGAUUUUGAGAAAGGGGGAGAAACAAAACCAACCGAAUUCGUCGAUCUUGAGAAAGGCCAGGAUAUUGAUGGAUGCGAGACGAAGCAGGGGGAAACUGACACCAAGAAUCAAAUAUUGGCGAACGUGCUCAGUAAAAUUAGCAUGGUGAUAAUAUUGGCAGUGUAUAUUGUUCUUGUAAUCAUUUGUUUCAAGGGUAUGUCGUCGGUCUGGGCAGCUGUUGGAACAACCAUCUUUAUCACGCCUUCCUACAUACUGAUGCUAAAGACAAUACCAUAUUUAAGAGACGUCUCCAUGGAAAGGUUUGCAUCGCACCCUGCAGCUGGUAGAGAUGGCAGCAAUCUACAAUCUGGAAAUGUGUAAAUCCAUCAAACAAGGGGCACUGUACAGUAGAAAGGGCACCUUCUCUAUUAAGGUGCCCGACUAGUCCUACAAGUCCUAUAUUAUGGCUUUUUAGUAGUGCGCCAUAAUAGAAGUUUGAGUUCUAUAAAGAACUAGGAAGGUAGCCCGCGCGAAUGCGCGGGCAUGUGUCAUAUGCUAAGUUUGAGACACUUAUAAGAGCAAAAUAUUAACCGGUG